This is a messenger RNA of Branchiostoma floridae (Florida lancelet), 2598 nucleotides long. Its product is annotated as gamma-aminobutyric acid receptor subunit beta-1-like. Gene Ontology annotation, biological process: chemical synaptic transmission; monoatomic ion transmembrane transport; nervous system process. Bases 568 to 2478 code for a protein of 636 amino acids. Gene Ontology annotation, cellular component: membrane; synapse; neuron projection. The record is from RefSeq and is a predicted model, not a curated record. Lineage: Eukaryota; Metazoa; Chordata; Leptocardii; Amphioxiformes; Branchiostomatidae. Gene Ontology annotation, molecular function: extracellular ligand-gated monoatomic ion channel activity; GABA-A receptor activity; neurotransmitter receptor activity. The transcript is spliced from 10 exons.
GUCGGGUAAGGUAAAGGUAGUUGCUUAACGCAAGCAAGGUUUCCAUUGCGAUUUAGACUGGUUCUCUUAGGCCUAUGGGUCUAUCGAGUGAUUCCAAAUUAUUCCAAAUUAGCCGCUUCCAGCUUUCCCCCUCUUUUUCCACUUGGUUGCAGGCUGCCGCAGAGGCUCGUCAAGGGUGCCUGGGGGACCAAUGAAUAAAAAGAAGGCGACAGUCAAUUAUAAGGCAAUGAUUAGGUUCUCUGGCGCGGGUUCUCGGUUAUACGCACAGGGGUAAACCAUCGGGGAUGCCGUGAGCUCGGAUUUGGCGUGCUUGCAGAGCCGCGGCAUGCAGCAUACGUCAGGGUGAUAGAUCUGUAGAGCCUCGAUGCGCAGUAGGACCCAACGACCCAUCCCGGGCCGCCCUGGAAAUCCAGCCGUCACUCACACCCAGUGUGUAGAAACACCACACACUGUACCCAGUGUGCAUUGUCAAGUGAGCCUGGGAGGGACCGUCACGCGCAUUCGUAUCUACAGACACAAUUCGGUGGCGCUUCUCGGGUACCUACAACAACUGCCAAGACUGCCACCAUGAGCAAGGCAACCAAUGUCCUCGUCAUAGCGGUCCUGCUUGCAAGAGGAUAUACCAGAAAGUUAAGGUAUGCAGAAGAAAGUAAUUUUACAGACUACGACGAAGCGCCCUACUAUUUUAUCUUCAAGAACUACGACAACCGACUCAGACCUAAUUUCGCAGGUACCCCUGUGUCUGUCGGCAUCGCCAUAGACGUUUCCAGCAUCGAUAGUAUUUCAGACCAAGAUAUGGACUACACGAUGACGAUGGAUUUAUCCCAGAGUUGGCACGACGAGCGCCUUUCCUUCUCGGGGGAGGCCGAGUCGUAUGAUCUUGCCGACGACUAUCUCAGUAAAGUUUGGGUGCCUGACACCUACUUUGUAAACGGGAAGCAGUCCUACUUCCACGAAAUCACCGUGAAGAACAGGGCCAUGACCAUCUUCUCCAACGGGAUGAUUCAAUACAACCUGCGACUCACCACCGUUGCCAGUUGUAUGAUGAACAUGAUGAAUUAUCCAAUGGACGUGCAGAACUGCAGCCUGGUGUUGGAAAGCUACGGAUACACGCUGAAAGACAUCCGCCUGUACUGGAGACGCGGGAGGGAUUCUAUAACCGGACUGGCGGGGAUACAGCUUCCAACCUUCGCUAUUGUUGAUUUCCAAACUUCCUCCGGGGCAAGUCAGCUCGAUACAGGAGCCUUUCCAAGAGUUGUACUGAAUUUCCAGAUGCACAGAGACGUGGGGCAGGUCAUCUUCCUGAUAUACGUGCCGUGUAUGCUGCUCGUCAGCCUCUCGUGGGUCGCCUUCUGGAUCGAUUAUAAAGUCGUCGUCGGUAGAGUCGUUCUCGGUAUGGAAACGUUCCUAGCCCUUCUCACGUUUAUAACGGGAGUGCGGAAGGGACUACCCAAGGUUGCCUACAUCCACACGGUAGACAUCUACCACCUGGUGUGUAUGGUGUUCGUCUGCGCGACGCUGAUACAGUACGCCGUGGUCAACUUCAAGUACUACAGGCCAAGAAAGAAGGCGACAAAGUCACGAUGGCGGAGCGCUAUGGCUCGACGGGACAAUCGCUGUAACGUGGGUCGGCACAUGGACAAGGCGGGGAUCAUCGAGUUACUAAAGAUGUCAUCGUUGAUGCUCAAUCGCAAGCUUGCCAAGAACGUCAAACAUUCCUUUGCAAAGAUAAGACGGUCCCACACGGCACCUUGCCUGUCGUCGUUUGUACGAGACCAGACCACCUUCCCAAAACAAGCUCUUGAUUUGCAGCUGAAGAAAUCCCCCACAGGUCCGCUAUAUUUCACCGACGGCGAAUCUGCGGAGUCAAAUAACGUGCUCGGGACAGGUGGCGCCAUUCGCGACAGCAGACUUCUGUCCAGUAGAUACUAUUGUGGUAGCAUGAGCGGCAGCGAGCCGAGGAUGCUGCUCCGCAGGAGAUGGAGAAGACACAGAACAGACAGCGAGAACACGUCGGACGAAGAAGUUAAAAGAAAAAGCUCGUCCAGCGUGUUGUUCAAAACGGACACGGCCAACAACAGUCCCAAAGUGCAGCACCAUAAUAGAUACAGACAUAGAAGCAAUAGCGACACGACUGCGGAAGGACCGAAGCUAAGACUUGAGGAAACUCUGAAGCCAACGUUUGCACGUUUCACAAGCGAUGGUGACAUACAGGCCUGCCCGCCAGUGUCAGACAAAAAGAAAGAUGGAGAACAAAGCUACAGAGAGAAGAAAGAUAGGCCAGGAACUCACGUGCAAAAUGGGACAGUACACAACCUGCUUGUGGAAUGGGAGAACGAAGCAGUGCGAACAACUUACAUCCACUCAGAGAAGCGACACAGAAAAGUCAACGCUAUAGACUACCACUGUCGUUUCAUUUUCCCUCUUUUGUUUGUAACGUUUAACUUAGUCUACUGGUUACGUAUCUCUACUUCAUGAGAGAAAGAAACAACACCAUAGAUUCAUAAUCGUAUAUCCUAAAUUUACUGCCUAGACUAGAAGUAAUGAAUGUGCACUGGGUGCCUGAAGAUGUCAUGUAUAUCAAAACGGGCAUGGAAA